AUGCCUAUUUCAGUUAAAUCUGUUGUUAGCAAACUUUUGGCUUUUGCCGGACUUGUUUCAACAACGACGUCAAGAGAACUCGAAAAACGUGAUACUGAUAUUGACUGGCUCAAUUAUCAAUCGGAAGAAGCAUACAAACAAUCCGAACUCAUUACACCUUUAGAAUGGGGACAAUUGAAUUUUAUACACACUACCGACACACAUGGUUGGCUUGAAGGACAUGCGACUGACGAUCGGUAUAAGGCGAACUUCGGGGAAUUCAAGUCAUUUGUGCAGCGCAUGAAAGACAUUGCUGCACGAAAGAAUGUGGAUUUAAUUGUCAUUGACACGGGCGAUUUGCACGACGGCACUGGUUUUUCUGACCUCACGACACCAGACGGUAUCUACACGGACGAGAUUUUCAAAAAUUUACCCUUUGAUGUUUUAACCAUUGGAAACCACGAGCUAUACAACUCCGAUGUUUCAAAAUAUACUUACUCGUCGUUCGUUCCGCAUUGGAAUGGUCGUUAUUUGACCUCAAAUGUUGAUAUCUUUGAUCCAAAUACGGGCAAGCAAGUUCCUUUUGGCAAACGUUCGUAUUAUUUUACUACUAGCCAUGGUGUUCGCAUAAUGGCAUUCGGUUUUCUUUUUAACUUUAGAGGUCACAGCAGUGCUACUGUCGUUACGCCUGUUGAGGAUGCAAUUAAGACUGAUUGGUUCCAGAACGACAUUCAUCGUAAUGAUGUUGACCUGUUUUUGGUUUUGGGUCAUAUCCCUGUUCGUAAUUGGGAUGAGUGGAGAAAACUGCACGCAGCAAUUCGUGCCGCUCAACCCAACACGCCAAUCCAAAUGUUUGGUGGUCAUUCCCAUGAUCGUGAUUUUACAGUUUUUGAUGAUAGUGCUACUGCCCUUGAAUCAGGUCGUUAUUGUGAAACGGUAGGCUGGCUUUCAAUUGACGGCCUUGUGGCGUCUUCUGCUCCUGUUCAACAUACUGGCUCUAAAGUUUCUGGUGUACAGAGCGUACAGGCGUAUGCAAAUUUGCCCCAUCCUAAUGUCGCUCUUUCUUAUUCCCGUCGCUAUAUGGAUUUUAACCGCGGGGCCUUUGUUUUCCAUACUGGUACCACGGAUGCCACCUUUGACACAUCUGAUGGCUCAAACCUCAGUCAGCAGAUAAUGUCGUAUCGUCAACAACUUGACAUGUCUGAACCUUUUGGUUGUAACCCACAAAACUACUACAUGACCGAAGUUCCCCACGAUUCGAAAUACAGUUUGUUCCGCUUUUUUAACGAAGAGGUCUUUCCCGACAUUGUCAAAAAUGAACGCGGUGAUUUACCACGCGUUAUAUUCUCUUCUGGUGGUGCGUUUCGUGCCAAUUUCUACAAGGGUGAGUUUAACAAGGAUACAAUGUUUCAAGUUUCACCAUAUAACACAGACUACUUCAAUUAUCUUCCUGAUGUCCCUUACAGUUAUGUCAGGUAUGCUUAUGAAAAACUGAACGGAGGUAAUAAACUGAGAGAUGAUGAAGCGAAGUACCACAAAGUUCCUGGUUAUACUACAUAUGAUGAUUUAGGGGGAAAUGGUGAUGAUACUCUCCAUUCUAACGUUCCUUACUACACUGCUCCCAAUCUUAUGUUUCAGGAAGUUAAUAUCGACACUAAUGACGAACCUGAAACUGUUGAUGUCAUAGCUUUGAACUAUCUUCAAAAGAAGCUCACCGCAGCUAUUAACGAGGCCGCAGGAAAACAACUAUACAAGACAGGAGAUUGGUUGCAAUACUUCGUUCGUGAAGACCAUCGCGAUUCUCUGACUGAUAUUCUUCCUCUUUAUGCGGAGAAGCACUGGCCAAAACAUUGCAGUAAUUAGUCAUGGAUAUUACAGUACCCGCGGUGUGCUAACCGUGGUGACCGAUAGUUCAUAGUAAUAUAUCGGGUUCUUACUUAAUUAAUCUCCUACAACGCAGAGUAAAGUCGAUGAAGAAAAAUUGGAGGUUAGUUUAGUAUGUUUUAAACAAUUGUCAGUGUCGCGGGGUUAUAUAUGUCUCUGCUAUGCUUAUCCG
Molecule: messenger RNA, 2035 nt
Organism: Schizosaccharomyces japonicus yFS275
Lineage: Eukaryota; Fungi; Ascomycota; Schizosaccharomycetes; Schizosaccharomycetales; Schizosaccharomycetaceae
Product: phosphoprotein phosphatase
Exons: 1
Coding region: 1-1842 (613 amino acids)
Biological process (GO): nucleotide catabolic process
Cellular component (GO): extracellular region
Molecular function (GO): hydrolase activity; 5'-nucleotidase activity
Source: RefSeq, a predicted model, not a curated record